Epinephelus fuscoguttatus (brown-marbled grouper) is the source of this 11469-nucleotide messenger RNA. RefSeq names its product BTB (POZ) domain containing 11a (gene abtb3a). The coding region runs from base 328 to 3411 and encodes 1027 amino acids. The transcript is spliced from 17 exons. Gene Ontology annotation, molecular function: structural constituent of chromatin; DNA binding; protein heterodimerization activity. Lineage: Eukaryota; Metazoa; Chordata; Actinopteri; Perciformes; Serranidae. Gene Ontology annotation, cellular component: nucleosome. The record is from RefSeq and is a predicted model, not a curated record.
GCUGAUGGAGAUGCGGAUUGGCUUGUCUCAGCCCGCGGGGCUCCAGGCUCCACCUCUCCAUCAGAGUCCUGCCCGUGCUGCGCUUGUUGCAGUGAGCGCGGAGGGUUUGUGCGCUCUCGGGUUACGCAUGUGAAGUUGUGGACAAGAGGAUAUCGGAGACAUCCAGCCACUUAGAGGAGGAGGAAAGUAGAGGCUCCCUUCUGUCGGUUCACUCUUUAAUAAGCCGGGGAAUAUAAGUCGUCGGACAGCGGCUGAGAAGAAGCGAGAAAACGAGUUUGUGGCAUUUAACUGAGAGACCAAGCAUACCCAACAGUAUGCGGUGCAGUUAUGGCAGGCAAGGGUAAGACAGUCGUGAGGACGCUGGAGGAUUUAACGCUUGAUUCUGGUUAUGGUGGAGCCGCGGACUCGGUCAGGUCGUCCAGCGUGUCGCUGUGCUGCUCCGACACGCAUCAGUCCAUCGCGCAUGGGGGCAACUGCUGGCAUCUGACGGAAUCCAUGCACAGCAGACAGAACAGUUUGGACACAGUCAACACCGUCCUGGCGGAGGACACGGAGAUACUGGAGUGCUCGGGUCAGUGCGCCAAGCUGCCCGAGCUGGAGGACGUGCCAUGGAGCCUCGGCGAGGUGGAGGGCGCACUGAGGAAAGACGAGGAGCUGAUGGUGGGCGACCCUCCACCGGAGGUCCUGGCGCGGCUGUCCGCUCUCGUCAGCCGCGCGCUAGUGCGGGUGGCCCGGGAGGCGCAGCGGCUCAGCCUGCGCUACGCCAAGUGCACCAAGCACGAGAUCCAGAGCGCCAUCAAGGUGGUGCUCUCAUGGACCAUCUCCGUCAACUGCAUCACGGCGGCUCUCAGCGCGCUGUCCCUCUACAACAUGAGCACCGGGGACAGGUUCAGCCGAGGCAAGUCGUCGCGCUGCGGGCUGGUGUUCUCCGUGGGGAAGUUCUUCAGGUGGAUGGUGGAUAGCCGGGUGGCCCUCAGGAUCCACGAACACGCUGCCAUAUACCUCACCGCCUGCGUGGAGAGUCUGUUCAGAGAGGUGUUCAGCCGCGUCCUGCGCAGCGCGCUGGUGGAGAGGGACAACGGGAUCCCCAAGUUUACGCUGGAGUCUCUGGAGCAAGCCAUCAACAACGACUCGGAGAUCUGGGGUCUGCUGCAGCCCUACCAGCACCUCAUCUGCGGAAAGAACUCAAGUGGUGUGCUGAGCCUGCCGGAGAGUUUGAACCUGCACCGGGACCAGCAGCGCUCAGGGCGGGGCGGCGAGGUGCAGGCUUACAGCCAGGCCGAGCUGCGCACGCUGGAACAGUCGCUGCUCGCAACACGGGUGGGCAGCAUCGCAGAACUGAGUGAUCUGGUAUCGCGGGCCAUGCACCUCCUCCAGCCGCUACACAUCAAGAACCCCAGCAAUGGGACUCCAGUCCACCAGAAGACCACCAACACCACAGUGCACUGGGAGCCUGAGGCCCUCUACACCCUGUGUUACUUCAUGCACUGCCCACAGAUGGAAUGGGAGAACCCCAACGUUGAGCCCUCCAAAGUCACCUUACAGACGGAGAGGCCGUUCCUGGUACUGCCUCCGCUGAUGGAGUGGAUCCGAGUGGCGGUCGCCCACACUGAGCAUCGGCGAAGCUUCUCUGUGGACAGUGAUGACGUGAGGCAGGCCGCCAGGCUGCUGCUGCCCGGCGUGGACUGUGAACCACGGCAAAUAAAAGCGGAGGAUUGUUUCUGUGCCACCAGGAAGCUGGAUGCCGCCUCCACAGAGGCCAAGUUUCUGCAGGACCUGGGCUUCAGGAUGCUCAACUGCGGACGGACAGACCUGGUCAAGCAGGCCGUGAACCUGCUGGGGCCCGAUGGCAUCAACAGCAUGAGCGAACAGGGAAUGACCCCUCUAAUGUACGCCUGCGUCCGCGGCGAUGAGGCCAUGGUUCAGAUGCUGCUCGACGCUGGAGCUGACAUCAACAGCGAGGUGCCAAGCACAGUAAACAAGCACCCCUCAGUUUAUCCUGAAACGCGCCAGGGGACGCCACUCACUUUCGCCGUGUUAAACGGACACGUCCCUGUCGUGCAGCUGUUGCUGGAUAAUAGAGCGAAUGUGGAGGGCGCCCUGCAGGAUGGGGCGGAGAACUACACGGAGACCCCGCUUCAGCUUGCCUCUGCUGCAGGUAACUUUGAGCUGGUGAGUUUGCUUUUGGAAAGAGGGGCCGACCCCAUGAUCGGGACCAUGUGUCGAAACGGCAUCUCCUCUGCCCCACUGGGAGACAUGAACUCAUACAGCCUGGCAGCAGCACAUGGCCACAGGAAUGUAUUCCGGAAGCUGCUGUCCCAGCCAGAGCACGAGAAGGGGGACGUGCUGUCCCUGGAGGAGAUCCUGGCCGAGAGUUCGGACCCCGGGGAGAAGAGGUUGGCGCCGCAGGCCAACGGUGGAGGGACGCUGCGAACAGGAAAGGCCAAACUGAGGGCCCUGAGAGAGGCCAUGUACCAUAGCGCAGAGCACGGCCAUGUGGACAUCACCAUAGACAUCCGCAGCUUAGGCGUUCCCUGGACGCUGCACACCUGGCUCGAGUCCCUGCGUACCUGCUUCAUCCAGCACCGCCGACCGCUGAUCCAGGGCUUGCUCAAAGACUUCAGCUGCAUCCAGGAGGAGGAGUACACAGAGGAGCUCAUCACGCACGGCCUGCCGCUCAUGUUCCAGAUCCUCCGAGCCAGCAAGAAUGAGGUGAUAAGCCAGCAGCUGUCAGUCAUUUUCACGCAGUGCUAUGGGCCCUUCCCCAUCCCUAAGCUGACAGAGAUCAAGAAGAAGCAGACCUCACGCUUAGACCCCCACUUCCUUAACAACAAGGAGAUGUCUGACGUGACGUUCCUGGUGGAGGGGAAACCGUUUUAUGCACAUAAAGUUUUGCUGUUUACAGCUUCACCCAGGUUCAAGUCACUGCUCCAGAACAGACCAGCAGCAGAGAACACCUGUAUUGAGAUCAGCCAUGUCAAGUACAAUAUUUUCCAUCUGGUCAUGCAGUAUCUGUACUGCGGCGGCACCGAGUCUUUGCACAUACGCAACACUGAAGUCAUGGAGCUCCUGUCUGCAGCCAAAUUCUUCCAACUAGAGGCCCUUCAGAGACACUGUGAGAUCAUCUGCUCCAAGAACAUCACCACGGAAACCUGCGUGGACCUCUACAAACAUGCCAAGUUCCUUGGUGCCUCGGAGCUCACGGCUUUCAUCGAGGGCUAUUUCCUGAAGAACAUGGUGCUGCUGAUCGAACUCGACGGCUUCAAGCAGCUGCUGUACGAGCCUCCGCCGGCAGAGAGCCCCGCGUCCAGCCCCGGCAUCUGCUCCGACAUCCUCCUCGACCUGGAGAGAACUCUGGCCACACGCAUCCACUCCAUCCACCUCUCCACCUCCAAGGGCUCCGUGGUGUGACGCCAUGCUCUGCCGAGAGCCCUCCGAUCCAGGCACAGCAUCCAUGUAACACCGACAUCCAGUGCCAUGCUACACAGCCCCGUCCACCUGUCCUGGCCCCGCCGCUGAAGAGGGGCUGUCGGAUGUUUUUAUGUCAGGGAUUCCCUUUAAUUCUGCCGGUCGCGGCCGCACCUGAGGGUUAAAGUUACAAAAAUCAGAGAGAACUUUGUGUUGUUCUUGAACUCUGUCGUCCUAAAGGCUCCCACUGAUCACAUCACACCCCACAGUAAGAAAAACUAUCAAAAAAAAACUCGACCCAGCAGUAUCACUUAGACCUAAUUGUGAUUAUGAAACUUAUUGUAUUUCAUAUAGGAUACAUGCAUGGAAUACAUUCUGUACACCUUUUUUCGCUUAAAAAGGUAGAGUAGAAUUUUAACUCAGUAAAUGCAGCUUUCUCAUCAUCUCUGAUAUGAGACGUUAGGUUUACACACUCGUGGAAGUGGACGCCAUCGCAGUAUACAGUUUGACACAUGCCAAAAUAUAAUCCUACUAUACAACCAAUAAAAGUGACUCGUAGCAAUGCCAGCAGACGGACUUUAGGUGGACUUCUUUACAUUCUGUCACUUCUAUGUUGGAUACGUUUCACUGUGUUCUAUAUCUACUGUGUGCAGAGGCCAAACUGAUCACAGGAACUUCCACCGUGGCCGACGCUGCAGCGCUGAUUAAACUGAAGUCGGCCCACUCAGUGAGAUCUAUGCUGACGUAUGCUUGAAACACGGAUGUCCAACUGGGAAAUUAACUCCACGAACACUGUCGGCUUUUUUUUUUUCUUUUUUCUUUUUUGCAUGACACCUCCUCAACUGAGCUGCCCUGAUAUUGCUUUUUAUGCAGAGCUUACUUCACGGACCGAAGAGGAAGUAAGGGCAAAACGCUGCUUAUUAACUUUCUAUCCACUGCAAAACUGACUGAGCGGGAUUUUGGAGAUGGAUUUCGAUUGGCAGGGACUUUCUCUUUAAAGAUAUUUAAGUGUAAAUACGUCCUUAAAGUCAUCGUGCUGGUCGUUUUUUUUUUUGUUUUGUUUUUUUUUUGUAAACUGAUGUACAGUAUUCUCCCACACGCGCUUGGCUGACGACACCAGUCUCAUUGAAUGUGCUCCCCGGACCGUUUGUUCCUGCUGUAUGUGUCCGUUUAUGCAAAAGUUGCAUGUUUGACCUGUUUGUUUGAAUCCUCUGUUUCGCUUUCGGUGUGCUUUCUGUGUAGGUCGGCAGGGCUGAGCAGGGUGUUGGUUGUUCCAGGUGAAGUCCAGUCAGAGGUUGUUCCCGUCAGUUACUUUGCUGUUUCUGAAACAUUCCAGAUGAUCAGGGUAGGUCGCCACCAGGAUGCAUCUUUAAAGUCACCUUUUGUCAGCGGAGUUUCUUAAGAACAUCAGUUCUGUGAAUGAAAGGUUGAAUUUCCACACACUGUGUAUCAAUGCUGAGUUUAUUAGAGACAAAACAAUGUUACAGGACUCACGGAGUAACGUUACGUCCCAGCCACCUGUUUGAGUGCACGUUUUGAAUUUGCACAUCCCAUAAAUGCUAAAAAACACCUGAAGUACUGCAGCAAGGUUUUCACAGCAUGGAAAUGUUGGUCAGUAAUAGUCGAUUCAAGCAAAAAGAAAAGUUUUGAAUGGGCACUGCACUCGAAUUUCACAAUACCAACCUGUCCAUUCUGUUUCCAGCACCCAUGUCUGUCCUUAGUCACUUCUCUUCUUUUAGUGCUCUCCAGUGAGGAAGAGCUACACCAACGGUUAUGUGUAUUUGUCCUCACCGUCAACCGCUUUCUUUUUACUUCUUACUUUAAUUUUACUUUAAGUUUUUACACCAAGCAACUUGUAAAAUUCACGCAACAGUAGGUGGUGAGAACGCGUAAUUAUUAGCAUUUUCUCGAGCUGAUUUUAAUGGAAAUAUAUUAAAAUGUGGGCUGAAUUUAGACAGAAAUUUGGCUACAGUUGGAGCUCUUCUACAGCUUUUAAGCGACUUAACUCCACCAGGUGAAUCAUCUGUACAAAAUUAACAGCUAUUCUAAAACAUAACAGCUAUUUUUUAAUAAAAAGUUAUAGUAACAUAACAACUGAAGGUGGGCUUAAAAUUCUGUUCAGCUGCACCCUUUACGAUGGAUAGAAUCUUACGUUUACAGUGUUGAAUAAACCACAACCUGCAGCUGAAAUUAAUCACUUUGAAUGUCCAAUUCUAGAUGAAUUCUGCAACUGAUGUGUCAGAGAAUUUAAAUCUGCUGCUCUAAUGUGUGCCUCUGACUGGCAGCCAGCUUCUGCUUAGAGUAGCCUGUUAAUCAUGAUGAGCCCAAAGCUCACCUCUGUAGAAGUCAUGCUGUGUAAUCAGCAGCUUGAUGUGCCUCACCUGUCAGGAGGAGGCGUGUCUUGGAAAAGGAGAAGAGCUCAUUAACACAGUAAGUUAGUCUUUUGUAUUCAUAAAAUAAAAGUGUGACAUCUUGAAGUUUAAACUUGUGAAAAAUGUGAGCCAAAAGAAAAGCGUUUUAUUUUUCAACAACACAAACAAACAGGAUCAUUUUAAGUUCUGUGUUUCUUUGUUAAAGGUCCGGUGUGUAGGAUAUAGGGAGAUACAUAUUGGCAGAAAUGAAAUAUAAUAUGUUUCUUUAGUGUUUCAUCACCGUCGUUACCUUAGAAUGAGUUGUGUACAGGGAGCAUGUCCUCGUCUACGAAGACUGCUGUGUUGCACUUGCAUUUUCGACAGCAGCUCAGAAAGACAAACCAAACUCCACGUAUGGUCGUUUGUGUUUUCACGUCAACCAUGCAGCCCCCCCGUGACAAGCAGCGUCAGAAAAACACCAAUUUUUUUUUAUGUUAAACUGCUUUAUUCAGUGUUUUUACCUGUUUAUUUUUAUUUUUUUUCAAAGGUUUAUUUUUAUUAACAGACGCUCAAAUUACAGUGCAGGAGCAGUUCCUAAAAUAAGCCAUGUUUCCAUUUGUGCGUUUGAAAAUAUUUUAAAAAGAGAAAGUAAAAGGACAAAGAUACUUAUCCAGAAACACAAAUGAAGAGACAAAAAGCAAAAACCAAAAAAGACAAAGAAAGAAAUAUUUAAAUUAAAUAUGAGGAUACUAUUCCUUAAAUAUAAACAGAGAGGAUGUACUAAAACUAUAUCUUAGGACAUUUUGACAUACAAACAUAUAUUGAUAAAUUCACGAAUGAAUCAGAAAUGAUCAAAGUUUUCACCUGUUUAAGUCACCAGGUCUGUUUGUUUAGGAGAGAAGGAGACCUAUGGGGGCAAUUUGGCCUCCCGCUAAAAACCUCCUUAGUGUCUGGAUCGUAAGUUAUCAGAGAAAAAGGAUGAGCACACAUUAUCAGGUGUUUUUACUGGUUUAAAUCACCUGGUCCAUUUGUUCAGUAGAGGAAGACACCGUGCGGAUAAUUCGGUUUCUGGUAAAAACCUCCUGAACAAUGAACAAUGAAGGAAUUCUAACCAGGAGAAGCCUCAGCUGGUUGCAAUGCGCAAUCCUCACCACUACAUGCCACUAAAUCCCCCUGAACUGUACACAUUCUGCCUUUAAAUAACAUCGAGGAGAUCUCAAAGAGCUCCCUGCACAUCGCAGCUCCAUGGAUCUUCAUCAGUCAUCAAAUCAAAUUCCCAGUGUGAAACAACACAUCUUUACUAAAGCCAAAAACAGCAGGACAUCUGAGAUGAUCACCACAUCAGUGAGUGAUUAAAAAACAGCAGAUUCGACAGUAACCAGUCCAAGUCCACUUAUCCUGUUGGGGGUCUAACAUUGGGCGAGAGGCGGGGUUCACCCUGGACAGGUCUCCAGACUAUCACAGGGCUGACACAUAGAGACAGACAACCAUUCACACUCACAUUCACACCUACGGACAAUUUAGAGUCACCAGUUAACCUGCAUGUCUUUGGACUGUGGGAGGAAGCUGGAGCACCUGGAGACCAGUUUCAUAUUUCAUUUAUAUUCUGUGUGGUUUGACAGAUAUUGUUUGUCCCAUUCUGGUGUUUAUCAAUUAUUAAUGUGGGAGCUGUUUCAGGCGUUUUGAGAUUUGUCUCAGGUGUGUGAGAUUUCGCUCCUCUUUUUUAUUGGCUGCUGCAGCCUGCGGCUUUAGUAUAAAGAUGUGUUGCCUCAUCUUGGGAAUCAGACAAACUUCCAAUGCCCAAAACGUUGUGUCUCUGUUAAACUCAGCGCAGAAAUUCAACCUUUUAUUCCACUUGAUUUUCAUUUUCAUCAGAUAAAACUUAUAAAACCUAAAAAGGACCAAAUAUUAAAUGAGCAGCACCCCUGAUGUUUGACGUUACCAUGACCCUCCCACUCAGACACAUCUUAAAUCAGGAGUAAAUCAUAGAGUGCAUGAUCUGAAUGUAACAAUGCAACAAAGGUUUAAUAUUUACAAAAUGUGCAAUAUCUACAGUCCAGCAACAAACCAAAAAAAAAAAGAUGCUUCCCUCUGUUUCCAGUGGCUCACAGUGCAAACGUCUCUGAAGUGUCCUCAUAGUUUGUGAUGUUGUUUCUGCAUUAAUCCGACUGUACCUUCAGACAACAGACCAAUCUUAAAAAUAUUGUAGCACACUCAAAAUUUACUUCAAUAUUUGUUUUGGGCCAAAAGAAAAAACAUUUCCAGAGAAACAUACAGGCAUAUAAGAGCUGGUUUUAAGUUCUGUAAAUAGUUACAGAAAUAUAGAUACUAUCCUACGACUUUAUUUUCUUACCUACAUACAUAGCACUAUAUAUUUUAUUUUACAUUCCACAGCUAUUUUGUUUUACAAAAGUGAAAAAGAUUAUAUAAAAAGAUGCUUUAAAGUUUUGAAAUUAAGCAAUAUUUCCAUCAGACUGUAUUACUCUGAGGACUACAGGGAAUAAUACGCCACAGGACGUGGAGCUACAGCAUAAAUGUGAAUUGAAAGACACUUAACAGCGACUAACGAGUGACUGAAACAAGCCUGGAUACGUGUUUAUAUUCUUGUGACAUCCCAUGGUGUAUUUUAUUUUAAAUGUCUUUCACGCAUUUUAAAGGUCCAGUGUGCAGGAUUGAGGGGGAUAUACUGGGAUAUAUUAGUGUAUUAUCGCCUGAUAAUAAGAGUUGUUGUGUUCUUGCUACCUGAGGAUGAGAUGUUUAUAUCUACAUAAGGAGCGGGUCCUUGUUUGUAAAGAUCACCAUGUUGCACUGCCAUGUUUCUACAGUAGCCCAGAAGGGACAAACCAAACGCUGGCUGAGGAUAGGGCCAAUUGCGUUUUCACAUCGGCCACCAUAGUUAGCAGCCCCUCCACAGUAGCUGUGUUUCCAUCCAAAAAUGAUUUGAAUCAUUGGGAAAUGCGCAUUAAAAGAAAUACGAAUCCUGUGUGUUUCCAUUAAAUGUACGGACUUUGGUGUAAAACUACGAACUCACGUGAGUUUUCCGCAGAACCGGAAACAAAACAAGUCUCGCGUUCUUCUUCUUCUACGUUUUCUGGCGGUUGGCAACCAGCUUGUAAAUGCAUUACCGCCUUCCCGACCCGGAGUGUGGAUAUCACCAUGGAGAGAGGUGCAGACUUAAUUUGAACAUAACUGUUUCCAUCCCCUGUUUUGCGAAUCAACAUUUUUCGAAUCAACCAAAACCCGGCUAAAGCAAGCGUAUUUUAGUUUGUGCGAAUCAGGGGAUUUUAAUUCAAAUUUUGGCGUUUCCAUCAUAAUUUUCCGAUGCGAUACUUAAACAGGCUGAUGGAAACAUAGCUAGUGAGAGCAUCAGAAAAAGCAAAACAGUGAAACUACUUUUUUCAGUGUUUUUUACCAGUUUAAAUCACCGAUUCCAAGACCUCUGCGGAUAAUUUGGCUCCCACUGAAAACCCUCUAAACAUCUGGGGCUGGUUGCACUGAGAACCUUGACUUAAGAUCUUCCUUAAAGUCCAAGAUAAGGUUUCCUUGAGAUAGAAUUAGUUGCAAAAAACAUCCUUAAGUCCUCUCCUUAAGGUUUCCUUAAAGUGUUUACGUAGCGCUUUAAGUUUUCCUCAUUAUCUAGGAUUUGUACUUGAGGAAUAGUUUGUUAAACUUUUGGACUUUUGUAACAGAAGUAAAGACAAAAACAUCAUGUACCUCUGGCUCCAUUUUAACGUCGCUGACUUAAUGGAGAUAAAUGAAAAAAAAAUAAGGCUUCCUGAGAAGAGUGUUCCCUGAGCAAAUGAUUUUGUGCUAUAAAUUUGACAGGAAGUCAAUAUAUGAUUGUGACCAUCUGGGGUUGGAUCAUCCAACUUUCCAAAGUUGCACUCUUCCAGCCUCAUUACAAUUAAUGAUUGGUCUGUGGUUCAAUGCAACAGGCUCUUUCAGUUAUUUAUUGGCGAGGUAUUUCAUGUUAGCCUUAAGUGUCAUACUUAAGGAACAAACUUAAGGUGUUUUGUGCAACCAGCCCGUGGAAGUUAUUCGAGAAAUAAGGCGAGCUACCUGUCUCCGACACUGAAACACCGAUUUGUGACAUGAAAUUGCUUUAUUCAGUGUUUUUACUAAUUUUAAUCACCUGGCCGUUUGUUCUGGAGAGGAGAAGACCUCUGUGGAAAAACUGGCUCCCAAUGAAAACCUCUCAAACGUCUGGAUAUAAAGUUAUUCGAGAAAAAAUGCUAGCACACAUUAGCAGGUGCUGGGCUAGCUGCCCGUCUCCAAGGAGCCAAACAGUGUCAGAGAACCACCGAUUUGUAACAUGAAAGUGCUUUAUUCAGCAUUUUUAUUGGUUUUAUUCACCUGGUCUGUUUGUUUUGGCGAGGAAGAGACCUCUUUGGAUAAUUCGUCUUCUGGUCAAAACAUCCUGAACGUCUGGAUAAGAAAUAAGGCGAGCGUGGAGUUUCAUUUAAUAAACACUGUGUUCGCACAAAAAGAGGCCUGAAAGAGCUGUACGCCACUUUCCACAUGAAGGUUGUGAUGUAUGAAAACAGACUCGAUGGGAGAAACUUUGACCCAUGCUUAUGGGUGGUAGAAAUUGUUCAAUAUUUUUUGCCGCACACCUUUUUUGGCGUUUGUUUAUGCGUACAUUUCUAGUAGGGAUCCUACGCACUGUUUUAUGAGGCCCCAUGUCUGUUGGUUUUGGAGAGGAGGAGACGUCUGUGGAUGAUUUGGCUCCUGGUGAAAACCUCCUGAACAAUGAAGGAAUUCUAACCAGGAGCAGUUGGUUGCAGUCUGUCAUCCUCACCACUAGAUGCCACUAAAUCCCUCUAAAUCUUACACACCGGACCUCUUAAAGACGAACUUAUAGGCUGCCAUUUUACCCUGAAAGCUUUAAUGAAGCUGAUAAUUUAUUUAGACUAACUCUGGUUGAAGUCAUUAAUAUUUAGCUUUCUAUUAAAUCAUCACACACGCCCACACUUGGAUUAAAACUUGCUGUUUAAAGGUGAAAUGUAACUCACAGAUGCAAACCAUUUUGUCUCCACAGAGGUAAAAAGGUUCAUAAUGAUGUCAAGCACUUCUCGUGCCAGUGUUCCUCACACUCACUCAAAAGCAUUAGUAUUUUAACAGUGAAGUCUUGUUGUGAUCCAACAGCUGAAUGUGGCUUUAGAAUAAGAGAAUAAGCCAAAAGACUUUAGCACUGUUUUUUAUUAGUCUUAAUGUUAUGCCAUUAGCAGAAGACUAACCUUAGCUUGCCCCAUGCUGGCGCUUUUGAUUCCAAACUGGGUCAAACCCGUAGAGUAAAUGUCGAUUCGCAUGGCUCUUCUUGUUUAAUGUUGUUGAGAAUGUGCUUUGUACACCAGCUCUGUCAAACACACUCCCCUUGAUUUGUCUGAGCAUUUAUUUGCCUGCGUAUUUGUUCCUGGUAAUAAACAACAUUUCUCCUAGACACAGUGGAAACAUGCAUGGGAUAUUCACUAGAUCUCAGAUCCACAGGGGAGGGGGAGGGGGGGGUGAACUUUUGCUAUUAUUUUUCCUUUGAUGAGAACAUGUAUAUUGUACAAAAUAUAUAUAUGAAAUAUAAAUUAUACAUGGUGUGAGAAGCAGGGAUGUGGUGGAGUAUAACAACAAAAAGGAAUGUUACACUCAUGCUACAGUUUCUGUUGUUCCAUGACAUGCUUUUGUGGACAGCUAAUAAACGACCAGAGUUUAAAGCGUA